CCUGAAGAUUCGACCAGCAAGGAGCCUUCUCUCAUUCGCUGUGCAGCCUUCGCGGAGAGCAGACGUCCUUCAGCCAGGCUCCAUCCAUCUCUGUAUCUCUUCAUUCAUUCAUCCACGCACCUUUCUCUUUUCAAAUUUGUCACAAUGCCAUCACUUCCUGCAGAAGCUGAAAUGGAUGCCCUCUCUUGCCCUCACAUCUCAGCCAGCUGCAUCCCCAAUGGGAUUCUGGAAAAGGAGUCCAAUGGCACCCUAGAGAAGGAAUCUUCUAACACCACAGAGAAAGAGAGAAAGUGGAUCAGGCCUGAUGCCCCAAGCAAAUGUACCUGGGAGCCUGGAAAAUCUCCCUCUGAAUCACCCCAUCACCAUGUUACAUUAACAAAGGCUCCAAAUAUUAUGCCAAACAUCCUCAAGAAAAUUGGUGACACUCCCAUGGUGCGAAUCAACAAGAUUGGAAAGCGCUUUGAUCUUAAGUGUGAACUUUUGGCAAAAUGUGAGUUUUUCAAUGCUGGAGGAAGUGUGAAAGACCGGAUCAGCCUAAGGAUGGUUGAAGAUGCAGAAAGGGAUGGCAUUCUAAAACCUGGGGAUACUAUUAUUGAACCAACUUCAGGGAAUACAGGGAUUGGACUGGCCUUGGCAGCUGCAGUGAAAGGCUACCGCUGUAUCAUUGUGAUGCCAGAGAAGAUGAGCAUGGAAAAGGUGGAUGUGCUGCGUGCUCUCGGGGCUGAAAUUGUGAGGACUCCAACUAAUGCUAGAUUUGACUCUCCAGAAUCUCAUGUUGGGGUGGCAUGGAGGCUGAAAAAUGAAAUCCCCAACUCUCACAUACUGGAUCAGUAUCGCAAUGCCAGCAAUCCUCUGGCCCACUAUGACACAACAGCAGAGGAGAUCCUACAGCAGUGCGAAGGAAAUAUAGACAUGAUUGUGGCUGGAGCUGGAACAGGAGGCACCAUCACUGGCAUUGCCCGGAAAAUAAAGGAGAAAUGCCCAGGAUGCAAAAUUAUAGGUGUUGACCCUGAAGGAUCCAUCCUUGCAGAACCUGAAGGAUUGAAUGAAACAGACAAAACUAGUUAUGAAGUGGAAGGGAUUGGAUAUGACUUUAUACCUACAGUUCUGGACAGAUCACUGGUGGAUAAAUGGUAUAAAUGUAAUGACGAGGAAACGUUUGCUUGCGCACGCAUGUUAAUCAGAGACGAAGGACUGUUAUGUGGUGGCAGCUCUGGCAGUGCAAUAUCCGUUGCUGUCAAGGCUGCCAAACAGCUGAAAGAAGGCCAGCGGUGUGUUGUCAUCCUCCCUGACUCUGUCAGAAACUACAUGUCCAAAUUUUUGAGUGACAAAUGGAUGACCCAAAAAGGGUUCAUGACAGAAGAGGACAACAUUAUUAAUAAACCUUGGUGGUGGCACUUGAAAGUUCAAGAACUCAGUCUCUCUGCCCCUCUGACAGUACUACCAAGUGUCACUUGUGAAAAAACAAUUGAAAUACUCAGAGAGAAAGGAUUUGACCAGGUACCAGUUGUUGAUGAAUCAGGAGUGAUUUUGGGAAUGGUAACCCUGGGCAACAUGCUUUCUUCAGUGCUUGCUGGCAAAGUACGCCCAUCGGACCAAGUCCAUAAAGUCAUCUACAAGCAGUUCAAAAAGAUUCGGCUGCAGGACAACUUGGGAAAGUUGUCUCAUAUUUUGGAAAUAGACCACUUUGCUCUAGUGGUACAUGAACAGAUUCAGUGCAUGGAAAAAAGAUGGUCUUGGAUACCUAAUGCUUCAUUUACCAACUUUACAGUGACUUUUCCUCCUGUCUGCCUUCUAUAUGACAGACAUAUGAAAACACAUCUGUGUCCUAACAUGACUUGUGUGGGAUGACCUCCUUCAUGCUUGUCUAGGAUUAUAAAGUUACUGUACAUGAACAGGAAUGGGGUGGAUGCCAAACAUAUUCUGUCUUCUGGGAGAAACCAGCAGUAGAGUCCUUCAUUCAAAGGUAGUGGGACAAGUGUCUUAGACUUUAAAGUACUAUAAAACACUGAAUGUCAAUAUUUGUAUAUUUUGCUAUUCUGCAAAGACCAAAUCAAAUUUCCUGAAUUGUAAUGCUAAUUUUAAAUUAAAAGUUUUCAUUAUGAUUUUUAGUUCAGGUGUAUGUGUGUAUAUCUGUAUACUUAAACAGUAACUCUGUACACAGUGUCAACUUUCUCUAUAUUUUGAACAUGGCUGAAUAGCUAAUGUUACUUUUUUUUUAAAAGUUUGGUAAUAAAACCCUUUAGACUUAAUGGGAGAUAGUGGAAAGGCAAAGGCAUUUGACUUUUUAUUUUCUCAAGUUAAUUUGUCAAUCUGAAUUAUGUUUUUCCUUUUGUGGCAUCAUAUAACUUGUACUGGAAGUUUUUAAGAAUCAUGUUACUGAUAUUGUUAAUUUUUCCAGGGAUAGCUCUACUUGUGGUCUAUGUCAGAAGACCCUUCUUGCCAUAAACCAUUGCACACUUAUGUGUAUAGAAGCUCACUAAUAUAGAGCUCAGAUUUUGAAAGGUAUAAAAACUACUAGAUACGAUCUUUUAUGUUCUGUCAGGUUGGUCCCCCUUUAUAGCAGAAAAAUUUAGCCCUGAGAUCUUGUUCUGAGCAUUAGCAUUUGGGGCUCUUUAGUAUUGUGAAAAGGAUAUGCUAAAGUUCUGUUCUUGUGUCAUCAUUGUUCCAUAUGCUGUAUAAAAAGCUAAAUAAAUUCUGAUUAUUUCUGA
Molecule: messenger RNA, 2711 nt
Organism: Sceloporus undulatus (fence lizard)
Lineage: Eukaryota; Metazoa; Chordata; Lepidosauria; Squamata; Phrynosomatidae
Product: cystathionine beta-synthase-like protein
Exons: 16
Coding region: 145-1851 (568 amino acids)
Cellular component (GO): cytoplasm
Molecular function (GO): cysteine synthase activity; cystathionine beta-synthase activity
Source: RefSeq, a predicted model, not a curated record